Molecule: messenger RNA, 540 nt
Organism: Danaus chrysippus (African queen)
Lineage: Eukaryota; Metazoa; Arthropoda; Insecta; Lepidoptera; Nymphalidae
Source: the annotation of a GenBank genome assembly
AUGUCUGACAGUCGGUUGGAUAACAGGGAGGGUGUGACGUCACACUGGUCGGAUCCUACUACUCUUGGCUCCAGGGCCACCUUUCGCACCAGCACAACGCCUGCCGUGCUGCUUCUAACAAAACUCAGGCCUGAAGACAGUGGGCAGUACAGAUGUCGUGUGGAUUUCAUCAGAUCACCCACCAAGAAUACGAGAUUAAACCUCACUGUACUCAUACCACCGGAACGUUUAAUUAUUCUAAAUCAAGAAGGUGAUGAGAUCAAAGGCGGAGUACUCGGUCCAUAUGAUGAGGGGACUGAAGUCAAUCUAACAUGCGUUGCCGUUGGAGGUCGGCCUCCAGCGAGGGUGUCUUGGUGGAAGUCACACGCACUCCUGGCUAAUUCAGAGGCAAGAGCCGCUGUUACAUUCACGCUACAGAGGUCUGAUUAUGGAACCGAUAUCACGUGUCAGGCUGUUACUGACCCGACCAUAACACCGCUCUCCGAGAAUGUGUCAAUCGACGUGAAUUUACGACCUCUAUGGAGAAACAAUUUCAUCUGA